Messenger RNA from Setaria italica (foxtail millet), 503 nucleotides. Its product is annotated as putative disease resistance protein RGA3. Lineage: Eukaryota; Viridiplantae; Streptophyta; Magnoliopsida; Poales; Poaceae. The transcript has a single exon. Bases 33 to 467 code for a protein of 144 amino acids. The record is from RefSeq and is a predicted model, not a curated record.
AUUUCUCAGCGUGUGUUCCUCUGACUGCUCUGAUGGCCGAGCUUGUGGGCAGCAUGGUGGUCGGGCCACUGCUGUCCCUGGUGAAGGAGAAGGCGUCCAGCUACCUCCUGGACCAGUACAAGGUGAUGGAGGGCAUGGAGGAGCAGCAUGAGAACCUCAAGGUCAUGCUGCCGGCCAUCCUGGAAAGGAUCACUGACGCAGAGAAGCAGGCAACCUACAGACAAGCAAUCAGACCCUGGCUUCAGAAGCUCAAGGUGGCGGCAUACGAGGCCAUCCAAGUCUUCGAUGAAUUCAACUAUGAGGCCCUCCGUCGUCAAGCCAAGAAAGAGGGGCGCUACAUCAAGCUCGGGAUGGGCAACCGCAUCAUGUUCCGUUACAGGAUGGGCAACAAGCUUUGCAAGAUUGUGCGCGAUAUUGAGGCCCUUGUCAAGCAGAUGCGCGACUUUCGGUUCGACAAACAGCCAUAAGCGCAGGUCCAGAUAAAUUAUCUGCGUGAGAAUGAC